Guillardia theta CCMP2712 is the source of this 759-nucleotide messenger RNA. RefSeq lists its product as hypothetical. The record is from RefSeq and is a predicted model, not a curated record. Gene Ontology annotation, molecular function: cyclin-dependent protein serine/threonine kinase activator activity. NCBI's taxonomy places the organism in Eukaryota, Cryptophyceae, Pyrenomonadales, Geminigeraceae. Gene Ontology annotation, biological process: positive regulation of DNA-templated transcription, elongation; regulation of transcription by RNA polymerase II. The transcript is spliced from 3 exons. Bases 1 to 759 code for a protein of 252 amino acids. Gene Ontology annotation, cellular component: nucleus; cyclin/CDK positive transcription elongation factor complex.
AUGACGACGAUGUCUUGGUUGGAUCCCCAGACGCGUCAGGCUCGCCUGCUCACCAAGAAACAUCUUCAAGAGAUGCAUCGCACAGUUCAUGGCAUGGAUCAGAACAAAGUCGACAUGUAUCGAUGGCAUGGCUGCGACCUGAUCGAUCGCAUGAGUGAAGGGCUCAACAUGUUCCGCCCUGCUCGUGCCUGUGCAUGCGUUCUGUUCAACCGCUUCUAUGCUCGAAAUGGCUUCAAUGCAACAAAACCUGCCUCAUGGGACGAUGCAGAUUGGUACGGAUUCCUUCCUGCUCGAUUCAAGAACCUCGACUGGAGGUUUGUCGCUAUUUCUUGCUUGUUCCUUGCAGGAAAGAUUGAAGACAAUCCCAAGAAGAUCGCAGCUGUAAUCAAAUGUCUUCGUGAAGAUAGGAAUGCUACAGCCGACCUCCUAGAGAACUCGAACGACUUGAUGUUGAGAGACACAAUACUUGCAUACGAGCGACUUGUGUUGCAAAUGAUUGAGUUCGACAUGAUUGUUGAGGCACCAGUUGCUUACAAUCAAGUUGCUUAUUGUGUGCGAUUGUUUUGUGGCACAGAGCUCCCAAAGCAGUCUCAAGAAGAAGAUUCAGUGUUCGAGUUGUCUGAACAUGGAGAGGAGAUUCUGGACAUAGCUGUUCGCUUCGUUCACAACAGCUUGUAUACCACCUUGUGGCUGGAGUAUGACGCGCCGACCAUUGCGAUUGGUGACCUCUAUUUUGUCGAUUGUGCGUGGUUUGGCUGA